GAGCGUGAUUGUGUGAAGCGUCCAAUGGUCCAAGCCAAUUAGCCAAGGCGUGAGCGUGAGUGAGUGACGCUGCAACCUGCAAGACCUAGAAGAAGCCAGCGGCCAGCCGCCACCCGCCACCGCCAGGCACCUUUCUCCAAUCUCCAGUAUUCCAGUCCCCCUCGUCCUCGGUGGCGCGUGGUGGUGCCUGAGCCAGACGUCGGCCGCUUCUUCACCAAUCAUCAGGCCCCUGGCCGGUACCUCCAUCAUCAGAUCACCUACUCACCUGUCACCAGCUGCCGGCGACUAGGAGAUUGAAGGACGGCAGCCACAUCGGAAUCGUCGUGCAAUAUGCCAGAACCAGAGGAUAAUAUUGAGUCACUAGCUAACGGGGCUCAAUUUGAAAGUCAGGAGACAACAAUGGUGCAAGUAGAGACUCAGGUACAAGACAAAACUGACGACAAUAAAAAAAUGGUAAUUAAUGUGGAAGAGAAGGAGAAAGAGAAAGUCGAGAGGAGGGAGAUGGCUUCAAGGUCUGAGAUGUGGCAACAUUUUAUCAAGAUCAAGGAUGACAAAGGGUCUCUAAGGGCUGGAAGGUGCAAAUAUUGCCAUCGUGAAAUCAAGGCUGACACAAGGGGGCAUGGAACAUCUGCGUUGAAGAAACACUUUGGUACAUGCAAACGCAAUCCUCAUGUUUUCAACAAGGACUCAAAGCAAGGCACCUUGCAAGCAUGUCAUGGGGAAGCUCCUGCCACUUGGAGGUUUGAUCAAGAAGCACUUAGAGAUGCCUUUGCUGAGAUGGUAAUAGAAGAUGAGCAACCCUUUUGUUUUGGUGAGAAGCCUGGCUUUAGAAAAUUUAUGUCCAAAGCUUGUCCUCGUUUCCAAGUUCCAUCUAGGAGAACUUGCACAAGGGAUAUUGUACGUCAUUACUUUGAAGAGAAAGCCAAGCUCAAGAAGUUGUUCAAAGAUUCUUGUCAGAGAGUGUGCCUGACAACAGAUGCUUGGACUUCUCAGGUUCAAGAUGGAUAUAUGACUAUUACAGCAACUUUCAUUGAUGAAAACUGGAACUUGCACAAGAAAGUGAUAAGUUUUUUCAUGGUAAAGGGUCACAAGGGGGAGGAUAUUGGGAAGAACUUGACAAGAUGCUUAGCUGAUUGGGGUUUGGAUAGAGUAAUGACUAUAACCGUGGAUAACGCAAGUGCGAAUGACAGUGGUGUUGAUUAUUUGAGGAAGCAGUUGCAGAAAACCAACAUUGCCAAGGGCAAGUACUUGCAUAUGAGGUGUGCAGCCCACAUUGUGAAUCUUAUUGUAAGAGAUGGAUUGCAAGAAGUGGACCAAUCUAUUAAGCGUGUUAGGGCUGCUGUUAGAUAUAUCAAAAAUGGGACUUCAAGAUUGGUCAAGUUCAAAGAAAUCGCUCAGGAAGAGAAUGUGGACAGCAAAGCAUUUUUGAAACUUGAUGUGCCAACAAGGUGGAAUUACACAUAUUUGAUGUUGAAGGCUGCAAUUGUUUAUGAGAAAGUGUUUUUAAAAUUAGUUGAAGAUGACACAAAUUAUGUCAUUGAUUUGUCUGAAGUAAGAGAUGGUCCCGGGCAUCCUGAUGAAGAUGAUUGGGAUAAUGCAAAGAAGAUGGCACAAUUUCUACAACACUUCUAUGACCUUACUGUUCGUAUAUCUUCUUCUCUCCAAGUCACCAGUAACGGUUUCUUUCAUGAGAUAGGAGAAAUCCGUAUGCUGAUUCAAGAAUGGCUGAGUAGUGAAGAUAGUUUGCAAGUUUCAAUGGGGAACAGAAUGAAAGAGAAAUUUGAUAAGUAUUGGGGACUUUGGCACACCAACAGCAAAGACAAUGAGAAAGGACAUCAACAAGAGCAAGAAAGGGAUAAAGGGCGCAACAAAUACAAGGGAAAGGAGAAGGAGAAAGAGAACAUCAAUUUGUUGAUAUUUGUGGCUGCCUUACUUGAUCCAAGGUACAAGUUAUCUUUGUACACAAAGAUUAGUGUUGAAGAGAUAUUUGGUGAGGAAUCAGGUAAAUUGGUUUGGGAAGCAAUUAAUACUUCUGUGACAGAGCUUUUUGAAGAAUAUAAGACCAUGUAUGCUCCAAAUGAAGAAGUUGUUCAAGUGGUUGAUGUUGAUAAAUCUAAGAGAGUAUCACGAGGAAUGCUUAAAGAAAAAAUUGCAAAGAAGAUGAAAUUAAACAAUUGUUCUACUAGCACCAACAAAUCUGAACUUGAGAAAUAUCUCUCUGAAGAAACAGAAGACCCAGAGUCAAAAAUAGAUAUUCUUGCUUGGUGGAAAGUCAAUUCAAAUAGGUUUCCAGUUUUGGGUCACAUGGCUCGUGACGUGCUUGCUAUACCCAUCACAACAGUAGCGUCGGAGUCAGCUUUUAGCACAGGUGGACGUAUUUUGGAUGACUUUCGUACCUCUCUUACUCCGUUCAUGUUAGAGGCUUUAGUAUGCACACAAGAUUGGCUUCGAAGACCUACUGUUGACAUAAAAGAGAGUACGGAGGAAUUGGCAAUAAUAGAAAAGGAGUGGAUAGAAGAAUAUGGUGGCAAAGGAAAAAAGAAUGAUCAGCCAACUGUGACAGUGGGCAUAUCCAAGUCACAAACACCAAGCAGUAAUGUUCAGACCUCGACUAUGGCUCCACAGUCCACACAGUAAUUGAAGUUUAGAGUAUGGCCGACUGAAGGUCUACAACUAGGUUGCUGCCAGUGUUAGCCAGUCAAAGUGCCAAUGGAGCCCUGGAGAACAACUUGCGGAUCUAUGUUUUGUGACUGUUUCGGUCUUGUGGUUUGCAUUUGCAUGUCGCAUGUAAUGUGCUUAAGUAUCUUCAUUCACGUACUGUGUAAUGUGCUUAAGUAUCUUCAUUCACGUACUGUGUAGGUUGCUGCCAGUAUUUGCAUGUCGCAUGUAAUGUGUUCACGGUCCUGUUAAGUACUCAAGUUAUUAUCACCUGAACUUGUAAUGUGCUUUGGCGCCUUGGCGGUUUGACCUUUGGACGUCUGGAGUCUGGACUAUAAAUUCUAGUAGAAAAAUUCAGACAACAA
Zea mays is the source of this 3023-nucleotide messenger RNA. Its product is annotated as zinc finger BED domain-containing protein RICESLEEPER 2-like. Gene Ontology annotation, molecular function: protein dimerization activity; DNA binding. The transcript is spliced from 4 exons. The record is from RefSeq and is a predicted model, not a curated record. Lineage: Eukaryota; Viridiplantae; Streptophyta; Magnoliopsida; Poales; Poaceae. The coding region runs from base 331 to 2637 and encodes 768 amino acids.